GCCGGAACUUCACAGUGUGACACCCGGCGGAUGUGAACAAAGAAGCGUGAGCAAAGUUAGCUUCACUGCUGUGUGGACUGAGCUAUAAAACGGCUGUAUUAUAGUAUGAAUGAGAAAUAUCAGAGCGUUAAAGUAACGAUGUGUUCAGUUGAGUAUCUGAGAGAGUUGAUCAGUGACAGACUAGCUGCUGCUGCUGGAGAAAUAUUCACAGAGUUUGAAAAAACCAUCGUCCAGUACCAGGAGGAGAUCGAUCGUCAGCGCAGACUGCUGGAUGUCAUCUGGAAACCACACAUCCCCUUACAAACCAUAGAGCUCCCACAGUCUUAUGUCUGUGAAAAUGAGAAGACUGUCGUUGACCAUCAGCCCCAUGACCAGGAGAGAAACUCCAUGGUGGACCAUGAGGACCCAGAGCCUCUACGGAUUAAAGAUCAGCAGGAGGAACUCUGCACCAGUCAGGAGAAAGAGCAACUGGGAUUGAAACAGGAGACUGAUACCUUUGAGGUGACUCCUGCUCUUGACGAAAGUGACCACAGUGAACCAAAACCAAACAGUGAUCAGCUCCUGUUUCACAUCUCUUGUGCAGCUGAGAGCCCAGAUCAGGAAGGAAGCAAGGAUGUAGACUCAGGAUCAACUAGAUGUAUCGAGCUGAAACCAAGUCAUCAGAGUAACAGCAGUCACAGUAAUGAUGUAGACAAUGCUCCAACGUCAGAGAGACAGUGUGAUAAUGACAAGGCAAGAAAAUCUGUAACAUGUGAUGUCUGUGGAAAAGAUUUUAGGUAUAAAUCAGUUUUAAUCAUACAUCACAGAACCCACACAGGUGAGAAGCCGUAUUCUUGUGAAACCUGUGGAAAAAAAUUCAAUCAGCGGUCCCAUUUGACUGAUCACAUGAGACGUCACACAGGUGAGAAGCCAUAUGUUUGUAACACUUGUGGAAAAAGGUUUUCUCAAUCAUCAGUACAUAAUAGGCACAUGGCAAUUCACAAUGAGGAAAAGUCAUAUUCUUGUGGCACUUGUGGAAAAACCUUCAUUCAACGUUCCCAUUUGAUUGCCCACAUGAGAUGUCACACAGGUCAGAAGCCGUGUCCUUGUGGCACAUGUGGAAAAAGCUUCAAACAUAGUCAUCGAUUAAAAGUCCACAUGACAAUCCACACAGCUGAGAAGUCGUGAUCCUGAAACAUCUGUGGAAAACAUAAUGUCAGAACUAAGCUUGAAACAACAUGGAAGAAUUGGUACAGGUUAAAAGUAGAUGUUUUAGAUUUAAAGCACCUUUAGUCUGUGCUUCAACAACAAUUGUGAGGAAGUAUGUAAGCAAUCCUUGAUGAUUAGACCAGAUGGAGUCUGGACUGUGGUGGUGGUGGAGCAGGCAGAAGAACCAAACUGAAUGUCUGGAUGGAUAUGGUAUUGGUACAGACUGCUACAUUUCUGCUAUCAUGACAUCCUUCAUCAGCAGAGCAGUGAUUGGAGAUAUUGUGAAGCUGUUUGGAACAUUUUCACAUCCUGCUGAGAGAACAUGGCUGUUCAGGUGUGAACAUACUGCUGGAAUCCACUCAGCUUGAGCUCUGCUGUCUUUCAAGUAAAAGGAGGCGACGAGAUACUGAGACAUUGUGACAGUAGGACACAACAGAGUGUGUCACUGCAACAGAGGAGAUCUGGAUGUGAAAUAAAGUUGUAAUAAAACAUGUACAGCUCCA
Molecule: messenger RNA, 1691 nt
Organism: Acanthochromis polyacanthus (spiny chromis)
Lineage: Eukaryota; Metazoa; Chordata; Actinopteri; Pomacentridae
Product: zinc finger protein 83-like
Exons: 2
Coding region: 106-1167 (353 amino acids)
Biological process (GO): regulation of transcription by RNA polymerase II
Molecular function (GO): RNA polymerase II cis-regulatory region sequence-specific DNA binding; DNA-binding transcription factor activity
Source: RefSeq, a predicted model, not a curated record